AUGGUGGACUUCGGUUCGAAUGAUACCCUUUCCCUAGCCUCGUCCGGGGUUCUGCGUACAGCGUUUCUUGAUGAACUUGCCAAUCAUCCCCAUUUUGAGGUUGGUAGUAAAUCCACGCGGAUAUUUGAAGGGUCUACCCAGUACCUUCUGGACCUGGAAGACCAUAUGGCCCAGUUCCAUCGAGCAGAAUCGGCACUGUUUUUUCCGUCUGGCUAUGAGGCCAAUAUGGCUAUAUGGUCAACUAUUCCGCAGCCUGGUGAUGUUGUGGUUUACGACGAGUACAUCCAUGCCAGUAUCCAUGACGGAAUGCGCAAUGGGAGAGCAAUGACUCGAAUGUUCGCCCAUAACAGCUGCAAGUCCCUUCGAGAGUGUCUCUUGGACAUACGUCAGGAGUUUCCAACUGUGGCGAAUGGGGAACAAACGGUAUUCAUUGCUCUUGAGUCAUUCUACAGCAUGGAUGCCGAUAUGGCACCUGUCCAUGAAAUGGUAAAGUUGGCAAAAGAGAUCCUACCCCAAGGUGAUGUAGCCUUUUCUAUUGAUGAAGCCCAUUCAAAUGGCUUGAUCGGUGAAAACGGAUCAGGAUUUAUCUGUCAUUACGGCCUCGAGGACGAGUUUGCCAUCAGACUGCACACGUGUGGUAAGGGGCUCGGCUCAACUGGAGCUGCUGUACUUGCCAACCCCUCCAUCCGCUCCUAUCUGAUCAACUAUGCGAGAGGCCUGAUUUUCUCUACUGCUCCCGCAUUUCCAUCGUUGGCGGCUGUAAAGGCAGGAUACACCGUUCUAGCUAGCAAGGAAGGCGAAAAUCGUCGAAUUCGUCUGCACAAUAACAUUCGCCAUUUCUAUGAAACGCUCACUGGUCAUUCCGAAUGGGCAAAAUGUGUAUUCGGUGGAAUUAUCAGCCUCCAUACCGAGAAGACCUGGGAUGCAGAGUCAUUCAAUGCCCCAAUUAUCCCACUCGUCACGGAACUUGGACAAGCAGUCAGCCUGGCCAAGAAAUUACAGAAAUCCGGUUAUCAGGUCAAUCCUGUGUUCUACCCUCUCGUGCCUCGAGACAAGGAGCGAGUCAGGCUGGUCAUUCAUGCAGACAAUACAGUGGCCCAGAUUGAGGGGGCCGUAAACGUAAUCAUGGAAUGGUCGUCGGAACGUUCAGGGGGCCAGUUUGGGAAAUCAGCCAGUCUUGUGUCCGAUGAAGACAUGUAUCAAAACACAGCCUUUUCUGAUUAA
This is a messenger RNA of Penicillium antarcticum, 1224 nucleotides long. RefSeq names its product aminotransferase class I/II-fold pyridoxal phosphate-dependent enzyme. Gene Ontology annotation, biological process: biosynthetic process. The transcript is spliced from 3 exons. NCBI's taxonomy places the organism in Eukaryota, Fungi, Ascomycota, Eurotiomycetes, Eurotiales, Aspergillaceae. Gene Ontology annotation, molecular function: pyridoxal phosphate binding. The record is from RefSeq and is a predicted model, not a curated record. Bases 1 to 1224 code for a protein of 407 amino acids.